This is a messenger RNA of Rhipicephalus microplus (southern cattle tick), 8436 nucleotides long. RefSeq lists its product as uncharacterized. Gene Ontology annotation, cellular component: cytoplasm. Gene Ontology annotation, biological process: fibroblast growth factor receptor signaling pathway. Gene Ontology annotation, molecular function: transmembrane receptor protein tyrosine kinase adaptor activity; fibroblast growth factor receptor binding. NCBI's taxonomy places the organism in Eukaryota, Metazoa, Arthropoda, Arachnida, Ixodida, Ixodidae. The record is from RefSeq and is a predicted model, not a curated record.
UUGGGUCGUAGGCUGGCGCCGCGACCGAUGUCGCAGUGGCCGCAGUGUCGUUGCAACAGAGCAUCGCUGGUCGUGUCGUCGCGUUGAAGUGCCCCAGCUGUUGAAUUGCCUUUGACGAGUGUCCACCUUGAAACCCACAGUCGACCUCCAUGACAUGGAUCAUCGCCAACGAAGGAGCGCUCGGAAAUGAACGAUAAUGUAAUUCUAGAUCGAGCACCAUCAUCACCUACAGCUUAGACCACUUGAGGCGAUUGCGGCAAACGGAAAAAGUCACUGUUGGCAGCAACUGCUGACAUGGGAAGCUGCGUUUCAGCCUUGUCAAGUGUCGGCGGAGACAGGAGUCGUCGGGAGCGGACGUUUCAGGUGUGGAACCUGGACGAGCAGGGCGCCGAGGUGAGCCCGGGUAAGAUUGAAGUGAACGCAAAUGACCUGGUGCUGUACCAGCGCGGCCGACCGCCCGUGCGGUGGCCCCUGCGUGGUCUGCGACGCUACGGCUUCGACGCGCACCUCUUCUCCUUCGAGAGUGGCCGUCGAUGCCCCACCGGCUCGGGCAUUUAUGCCUUCAAGUGCCACCGCGCGGAGGCACUCUUCAAUGCCCUACAGGAGUGCAUCCAGAACUCGGGUGCUGCGUCAGCUAUGACAACGACCAUCAGCAGUUCGGUGGCUGCCCCUGACCAGCAGCAGCCGGCUCCACCCUCAAGCAUUGUCCCAAUGACGAGCCAGCGGAAUGACAUCGUCUUUCCCCCGCCAGUCAGCAACGGUCCCACAGUUGACUCGUCAGGUUACCUCGAACCCAUUUCCCUAGGUUCGCUGCGACCUGCCGCCACGUCGCAGUCAAAUGCAGCUGCCAUUACGAUGCCCAACUCGACAUCGCAAAACCUGCCCCAGCAUUCCUACGUGAACUCGUGCGCUCAGUGCGGCCAGCCACAUCCGCCACCCUGUGUCGACAUCAACACCAACUAUGCCAAGCUGGACGACCUGCUCAGACAGGAGGCGGGCGUCAAGCCGCGGGAUAGCAACCACUUUUACGUCAAUGUCAAUCCCAUGCCCUUGAAUCAGCAGCAACACCCACUGCAGACACACUCAUAUGCGAACCUGAGCUGCCCAGCAUCUCCCGAGCGAACUGUUCCACCGUCAACAGCAUCAACGACAGCGGCAGCCGGCCUCCUAAAUAAUGGUGGGUCGGCAGACGAAGUGAACUACGUGGUGCUCGAUCUGGACCACCAGAGCGACUCAAGCACGAGCGCCGUGUCCCCUGUGGCAACGGCUGCACCCGCGGUGGGCGCGACAACGGUGGCACCAGGCAGUACUGCUGUGGCAGGCGCUUCUACCAUCACACCAGGCUCGCAACCGACGUCCCCCACCCGUGCCCCCGAGGGCUAUGCAACCAUCGACUUUGACCGCACAGCCGCACUGUCUAACUCGGCCAACCCAAGCGUACACCACCACGACGACAGCGUGCGGAAGACGCGCCACAACAGCAACGCGGUGCCCGUUCUGUGUUGAAUGUGGGGGGCAUGUAUUGUUUUAUGCACGCAUAUGAUUGAGUGCUAUGACCAAGCUGAUGAUGUGCACGUGUUCUCCUAUGUUGCCAACCGGACAUCGACCAUCAUGACAGCUUGGACAAUACGAGUCACUGAAGCACUGUCAGGGUUUUGCUAAGUGACGAGGGGUCUUGUGUGCUUGCCCAGAUUGGCGUGAGCAUGACAUCCCAGGUGCUCCCAUCCUGAUGAUGAUGUGACACAAGAACAGUCCCAGGUGCUGUUACACAAGUGACUAUGCCCAUUGGAUGAUGUGGAGUUUGGCCUGAGCGUGGAUUUCCAGAAGGUCAGCGAGCAUGCAUCAGCACUCUUCUUUUGAGAGGUCAGAUGUUGCACAGCACUCCGAGGACCAGCUUCAAUAGCAUUGGUACUAUGAACUGCCCACCGCUUCCGAGAUGUAGCAUCGAGCUCUUUCUUUAAAGUAAGUGCAAAUGGUGUCCGUUUAAAUGGCACACUCAUUUUGGGCACAUCCAUGCAUGAUAUGGUAUGCAGAUGCUUUGUGUGCAUGCUCCUGUGAUGGCUGAGAAAAGCUGCCUCAUUGCUGAGGCACAACUUGCCGUUUGAAUCAUGGAAUAGCUCGUCAUGACAACGAUGCCGUUGGGUAUUGGUGACAGUAUGGAAUAUGAAAAAUGGCAGAAAGGGGUAGAUGGAAGCCUGCGAUUGAAAACUCUGUAAUUGUGUGCUUGAGCCAAUGGUUUGACAAGUUCACUUGCCGUAGCGUCGUCUUGAGCAUGCAAUCCCCGUUAACGAAUUUUUUUCAUCAGUAUUGAAUAUCAAAAUGUUUAGAGCACUUAUCAUUUCUACACGAUUAUAAUGUGCACCUGAUUUUUGUAAACAAUACAAGAAAGGCUAGCAUGCUCCAACACUAUAUAAAUGUCCAAUUGACUAUAUGAAUGGAAUACAGGACUCCCGCUGCUGCAUAAGCAUGAAAACACUUAUCCACUCUAAUGACCCUAUAUAAAACAAAACAUUGCUGGCAAUAAUUAGCAAAUUUCUAGCCAAGAAAACCAAGCACAAAAAAAAAAUGUACAGGGUAACAUUAAAUGAAAUACGUCCCAUUGUUCUCUUGUGAUUACCAUCAUAUCUGAAGGCAGGCCAUAAGCAAUGCAGCAAUUCUGUUUGUUUUGUAUGUGACAGCAACAUACGGGCAACAUGUCAACACAUUUUCUGAAAAAGACUGUGCUUUCAAAAAAAGAAUUGAGCAUAUACGCUGCAUUUGGUUUCAUGCACGACCACUGUAUCUAAGAAUUACUCUCGGUCACACUUUCUGGUGAACUUGGUACUUUAAUUUUAAAGCACUCAGCUACAAAAACAAAAAGAGCCAUAAGAGUGAUGAAUUUAAGUGGUCCGGAGCAAUGCGUGAUAUGUGUAGUGCGCCUGCAAACAGCUUUCCGACUGCCCACGACAAAAAAAAUUUCAGCAGUGCUAUUACAUAACCUGUGGUACUAUAAAUAUGUGGAGGAAAUUUCACCCCCGCAGCAUUCUUGAGACUGCAGCCAGUGUAGGAGGAAACUUGCAGAGGUCUUCUUUGUGUGAUCACAUUUGCUGUGAUCUCAUAGCUUUGGACGCAUGUGGUACCGUUGUCAUGACAGCUUCUGAUCGACGGCUAAAACAAACUUCUGAUUUCUAGAUCUCCAGUUUCAUUCAUUGGGAUACAUAUCGAAUUUCACCAGCAGAUGUACACUUUUUUUUUUUGCCAUAUCACUGCGAUGGGUGGCAACUCUCCUCUGGUCUGUCAUGAUUGUUGUGCAAAAGCGUGGGCAUUUAACAGGUAGCCCAAAAAAAGAAGACAGAAGACUGAGGGCUCAUUUUGAGACCUCUAAAUGUGAAGCUAUCUGCAUUUUGUGCAUGUGUCAUUGAAUAAUUUUUUUGGGUGAAAACAGAAUUGUUCAGGAUUUAAGCGUGCCAGUGACUUUCUGCAAACUAUCAUGGUUAGAAUGGUUGAGUGCUUAAGAGAAUGGAGCCUGGUCUAUUUUGAAGAAGGCAGAAACUUCCAGCUUGAGAUGUACACCAUAGGAACCACUUGUACACCUCAAAAGGAGUGCAAGUGCUUGGAACAGCAUACGUGGUGUUGGCAUAGAUAGUACACCGAUGUGUGGUGUACUAUUAAAACCACGUGAAAUGCCACAGAUAGAGUACUUGUGGCGGGGACACCUUUUUCAGUGUUAACCCGGGGAGAGGCACCAUACACCUGGAUGGUGUUUUCCAGGUGGCAUUUAUAAGCAUCAAAACCUAAUAUGGGCUUAAUGCUUGUUGCACACGACACCACUAUUUCCGUUUGGAGAUACCACUGGAUAUAGGGCGGGCUUUGUAAGAGACCUAAUAAGUUCUCUGCCAUAAGCUUUUUCAAGUGUAAAAAAAAUGUGUCCCAUCAACUUUUCUUGGCAUGUUGAGGAAGCAAAGUUCUCAUCAACAUCGAUGAUGACCAUGAGUCUGUGCGAUUUGGGCUUGCAAGACUUGCGGUUGUACUGCUUUAUGAUCUCAUGCUAGGCAGUGACUAUUGCUGCUUCUUGCCGGUGUUUCACAAGUGACCACAGAAGCAUUCUUAUGAGGUAGCAUUUAUUUAUUGAUGCAAAAGAACAUUCAAGGCAGCUAAUCUUUAGUAUAUCUCGAUUGGUCAUUUGUAUUCCAAGCACGUUUUGUGUGUUUUAACAUGUCUGAGAAGAAACGGUGCAUUAGCCUGAGGACAUAAGCUGCUGGAUUAUUAGCCUUUGCUGUAAUAUUUUUUCAAGCCGUAAGUGUUUGUCAAAGGAUUGUUUUUUUUUUCCAGCAAUCAAAGCAGUUGCACUUACAGGAAACCAAUGCCCUAUGCUUAAACCACACGCUUUUUCAUUGAUAUGCUUUAACAAUGGUGCAGAACUCAGAUGUAGGCUCAAAUGUCGCUAUCUGCAUCGAUACCUGCCAUUUUGUUGGCUUAUGGACCGAGAGCGUGAAGCAGUUUUUUUUUCGCAGGGUAAAAAAAACACACACACACACACGACGACUCGGCUAACUGCCAACGUUAAGCACAUUGCCACACGCAACCAUGUUUUAUAAAUGUUGGAAGUAUUCCAGUUAUUGACCAAAGAAGGUGAGGUGCCAAUGUCAAAAUGUGCACCAGCUAUUUCAUGGGCAUUUUCUUCACACUGUUAUCACCAAAGAACGGCUGCCGUGCUUUAUCGUGGUGUUGAUGCUUGUUUUAGCCAAAGCUUGUUUAUACGUUUCGUUUGUGCGUUGAUUUAAGCACGAAUGUUGUGAAGAUCUCAUGAAGCGUUUCUUGUUUUUAGUGUUUUUUUUCCUUUCCUUCUAUGAUGUUUGCGCAAACGUAUGUAGCAACAAACUUGCAGCUGAGAAAGACAAAGCGAUUUCUGCUAGUGUGCAGUUACCUGUGGCACAUUUGGUGCUCUGUUAUAUAUGAAGCUUGAUUUACUUUUUUCAGUGCAUGGUCACUACUGCAUUCGCUAGAAUGCAGGUUCGUCAUAUUUAAUGAUGCUUGUACUUGGUCUUAGUAUUUACAAGGUUGUUGAAUUAUUAGCCAUGUUUGAGGUCUUGGCUGGAUUGAUUACUAAGCCCCAGGCUGCUUUGUCGAUAUGAAUUACUUUUUCCAUUUCAAAUUUCACUUCAGGCACACGUACUACCCGUCCAGUGUUAUGCUUUUGUCAUUCGCACAUUCUGAAAAAUGAAUAUGGAGUGUCCACAAAAAGCGGAAUUAAGGAAGAAACUUUGUCUUCCAGACAGCACUCAACAGGAAGCUUUCUACUUUUUCUGUAAAUGUAGAUUUUGAAGCCAUGCCCGAACUCAGCUACACAACUGGGUGUUUAUAGCUGGGCAUUAUUAAAGCCUGUGGAAGUCAACAUCAGAGUUAGGCUUAGCAACAGCUCCUCUUCCCAGCAGUGUCUUGUCUAGUAAUUUUUUUUGUACAGAAGUCCCACUGUCACUUCUGCAAAGCAGUUGCUGUUGGCCGCAACAAGCAUGCGGUAGUGUGAUUUAUGUUAUGAAAUGCUUAAAAUGGGCUCAGCAAACCUCCGUGAUUAAUCAGUAAGUACAUUGUUGUGAGCGCAGCAUUGUUCAGAAAGCGCGAUUGAGCAUUAAUUCAUUUGUUAAAUAAAUAAUAUGACAUGCUUGUUACGCUCAAGCACAAUUUCUUUUUUCAAUGUAACGCUUUUGCAGUUGAAUUUGUUCACAAUGUUAUCACUGUUGCAGAUCUUUAAAGCUCCAGAGUGUGAACUAUGAACAUACAUUGAUCCACAUAAGUAACAGAGUUAAAUCAUUGUGGUGCUUCAAAUGUUUAUUAUUAUUGUUAAAUAUGCAGCAAAGUUCUCAGAUGUGUUUUUAAAGAAUGCUGAAUAUGUGAACAAUGUUCACUUAUGCUUGCUAAAAGCAAUUGCUUACACUUGUCUUCUUGCCUUUACUGUGAUGCACUCAUUUAAUUGUAUGCUGUGGUGUGUUGACCAGCUAUGUCUGAAGAAAUGUUAGAAAUAACAGCUAGUGUGAAUUGUUACACAUUAACUUGAAAGUUCCUUUAUUAUGUGUUGUAAAAGAUGAUGUCACCAGCUUAAUGCAGCUAUUUAUACAUUGACAGUAAGCCCAUAUAAUUAUGGAUGGCAUUUUUGAGGGUCACCACAGAUUUUUUUUACAUAAAGGCACACAAUAAGGCAUGUCCAAUCGAUUUGAAUGCAUUGCAUUUGAAGUGAAAAGAAUAAGAAACUUUUUAUGCGCCCAGUUAGAGCACCAAUUUACAACUUCACAAUAAUGACCUUUUAUAUUUGUAAGUGCCGAUUUCUGAGGCAGUUUACAGUGAACAGGAUUAUUAUACUGAAUUCUUUUUUGCUGCUAGUGAUAUUUCACAAAUGUUUAAUUCAAAAUCUUUAGCCUGUGCUACAUAAAAAGCAGACACAAAUAUCGUGCUGUACAGUUAAUUUUCUAAAGGCAUACAUUUUAAAACUACACAUGUACUGUUUUUACAUGAACUCAACAUUAGAAGCUAAAUUCUUGGAUGUAGAAUUAGACACUUUCUUUUCAAUCGUAUGCUGUGUCAGCUAAGAAAAGCAUUACGGUUUUUUGAGUAGUACGCAUUCACACUUGUUCUAACUAGCAUUCUUCAAUUGAUCGAUCAAUCAACGGGCUGAAUUAAGUUUGUACGUUCAGUGGAACAUAAAAAGUGUCAGGUUAGAUGCUUUUAUCACUGACAAUGCAGCACUAAAGUGGAUAGCUUGCAGCAGCAUUAAAAAUAAGUUAUCAGCCGUUUUAUUACAUUCACUACCAAGUCAGGCAGGCUUUAAACGUCAUUGCAUUGAAUAUAAAGCCAGUGAACAAAGGACGGCAAUUUCACCAGCAAAAUCCCAAUAGAAUUGUGUUAUUAACAGAGUUAAAUAAAGAAACAGGUUUGUAUAAUUCGUUAUUUCCUCCCCUCUGUUGCAAAAAUGAAAAUCCAGUACUACCGCCACCGCCACGCUGAAAUUUUGAGAGAGCGCUCUUCAGCUAAAACGCUUUAGCUUCGCAGUCUAAGGAAGUAGUCAUGGCUAAGGCAUUACUAGUAACACAGCCAUUUGAUCGACUACCUAGUCCUAACAGGUGCCAGAUACCAAAGACCACAGGCCUGAGUGUUUUUGAGGCAUCUCUGGCAGAUGUGUUGUUGCUUAGGUGCUUGAAAAAUUUGGGUGCUCUUGUGCAUCCAUUGAUAUGUGUACGUUUGGGGGUGCUAGAUGACAGAAAGAAAAAUCACUGCAGAAAAUGUGUUUCAAUUGCAUUAUACAUGUUAAAGCCUUGUACGGUUGAUUCAAAGUAUGGUUGCUUGGAGAUAUUGCUUCUACAUGCAUAGAAGCGAUUGUUCAAGACCUGCUGAAGCUUUCUGCACUGAGGUGCCGUGAAGUGUAUGUCUCAAGUAUCUCUAGCAGCUAUGUUAUAUGCAUGUUGAUUGCCAGCUACCUUUGCCAAGUUGAAACGACACGUAAUGUUCAUGGUGUGUAGGUGUUAGUGACAUUGACUUCGUUGCAACCUUGCAGAUGGUCAAAACUGUACAGAACUUGAACUUUGGUGUAACUGUGUGUGUUUUGUGCAUGAGUGUCAUACAACAGAUCAGUGUUGCUCUCGUUUUAACUAAAGUAUUUCUUCUUCCGUACGUGCUAACAGCAGGAAAAAUGUUCAUGAGUACCUUACUUAACAUUGUGCCUCUUAAAAGUAAGCGGAUAAACGAAAUCAAGCUGCUAAAGUAACUUCAUAUGAAGUCUGAGUCAAAUAUGCCUGAGGCUCUCGCAUGACCCUCUGCCAAGUUACUGGUCCAGAAAAAAAAAGUUACACGUGUUGGUGGCACUCGACUGCAUUACUUUUUUUUGUUUCCUGGAAGGAAAAUUUUGCCAAUGCCCUAUAGAAAUUCUAUUUGUCAUGUUCUUCACAGUACAGAGAUGUUGCCGACAUUAACAUUUGCAACGUGAAACCAUCAGUUGAUGAUAUUUAGCAAGCAUAUAGCAUAACCAAAGUACCAGUGAUCUUUUUCUUUUUUUUCCUCUCUCAAUUAUGUGACCUGUGUUGACUGCUUGCAAUGCAAAAAGCCCCAAAAUGAGUGCACUUGCACAAAUCUUCAAACUGUCUGCAUUGAACGUAAUUAGUAUAUUGCACUUAAUUGGCACUGUAAUAAUGACUAAUUUUAAUUGGUACUGUAAUAAUGGCUAAUUAAACAUAAUUAAAGUACCAUAGACAAUUUCAUUUCAAAUAGUACUAGUACUUGGCAGUUGGUCAGCACAUACUUUAUGAACUGCAAUCACUAUUGUAUCCUGUGUCCACUGCAGAGGAAAAAAAAAAGAAUGCCAAAGAACGAAAGUUAAUACGUACCUGUCGACACGUCCGCAGAUUCCAGAGAGACGACUACUACUAUUUAUGGAGAGAAAAGUGAAAUAAAAGCUUCAUAUCGUUCUAC